Molecule: messenger RNA, 1843 nt
Organism: Nicotiana tabacum (common tobacco)
Lineage: Eukaryota; Viridiplantae; Streptophyta; Magnoliopsida; Solanales; Solanaceae
Source: RefSeq, a predicted model, not a curated record
UCAAUUGUCAAAUUCCAAAUGAUUCGAGCGAUGGCGUAUUGCUACGGUGCCAGCGUGCUCUUUCCUUGUCAGUCCUUUUCUUCCUCUCCCAUUCUUCAUCUCUUUCCCACUCCAUUAGCUUACCGGCCGUUCAGUUACGAUGCGCCGCCGACGAAGUUUAAGCGGCGGCUUUCUUUUUCUUCUGCAGCUGCGCUGCCUUUCGACCUUUCUCCACCUCCCAUUGACCACGACCUCCUCGAUACUAUGACUGUUGCUGGGGCCAAGGUAUCAGAAGAUGGGGCAAUAGGAACAUUCGAUAAUGACGAGGAGGCACUAGAUGCUGUUGAGAAUGCAGUCGCGGUGUGUAUCUAGUUUGAUUCAGGUUUUCUUGGUUGUGGAUCUUUCACACUACGGCAGGAUAAGAGUUAGUGGAGAAGACAGGGUUCAGUUUCUUCACAACCAAAGUACUGCUAACUUUGAAAUUCUUCAUGAAGGGCAGGGAUGUGACACUGUUUUUGUGACACCAACUGCCAGAACCAUCGAUAUUGCCCACGCCUGGAUUAUGAAAACUGCAAUCACAUUGGUGAUCUCUCCAGUGACCAAGGAAAGAAUAACUGGAAUGCUUAAGAAGUACAUAUUCUUUGCAGACAAAGUUGAAAUUCAAGAUAUUACAGGACAAACAUCCUUGUUCGUACUAAUAGGGCCUAGAAGUAACCAAAUAAUGGAAGCUCUGAAUCUUGCUGACGUAGUUGGACAACCAUAUGGCUCACAUAAGCAUUACAGUGUAAAUGGAAUGCCAAUAACUGUGGGAGUGGGAAAUAUCAUCUCUGAUGAAGGUUACUCACUAAUGAUGUCUCCAGCUGCUGCUGAGUCGGUCUGGAAAGCUCUUCUAGGUCAUGGGACCAUCCCAAUGGGUACUAAUGCAUGGGAAACUUUAAGGAUACUUCAAGGAAGACCAGCUCCUGGGAAAGAGCUCACUGAUGAGUUUAAUGUUCUGGAGGCUAAUCUGUGGAAUGCUGUUUCUCUGAAUAAAGGGUGCUAUAAGGGCCAAGAAACCAUUUCUAGGCUUGUAACUUACGAUGGCAUCAAACAGAGGCUGUGGGGAAUACGUGUAUCAUCGCCAGUGGAACCUGGCAGCACCAUUUCAGUGGACGGGAAAAAGGUUGGCAAGGUGACUAGUUUCACCACUGGUAUACGAGCAUCUCAGCCCCUAGGACUUGGCUAUAUUAAGAGGAAAGCUGCUUCUGAGGGAGACACUGUAAUUAUUGGUGAUGAUGUUGUGGGUACAGUGGUGGAAGUGCCUUUUCUCGCUCGUCAAAUCCCUCCAUCCUAGAGCUAAAUAUAGACGACCUCUGUUCUCUGUAUCAGCAAAUGUAGCAUAUGUCAUGGCUCUGUCAUAACUUACCCUGGCCUCCAGAGAAGGCUUAUUAUAUGUUAGCACAUCGACAGUAUGACAUCUGCUAUCUAAUUUGAGUGCUUGUCCCAUUGGUGGCUCUAUCAAAAACUAUCCCCGGAAGACCUCGUAUAGUGGUUUACCAGAUCUCGUGAGCCAGUAACAUUUUGCUGCAUCAAAACUGUGCACUGCAGGCCCCUCGGUCCGCCUCCAGAAGAAAGGAUAUCUCAUGUUAGUGGGCCCACCUUGACAACAAAUUCAGAUGUAAUAGAAAUAUACUUUCUCUCUUAUUAUUGUCGCGAAUUCUCUUAACCCUUUUAGUUAUGAGCCAUUUUACCUUGUGAUUUUUUUAAUCAUAAGUCAAUACUUGUUAUUUACUAGGAUUUGCCUCGCUUGAACAUAACUGAUAUUGUAGGAGAGUUAUUGGGGGCUAAUCAACCUUGAGUUCUAGAGGUAUCUUUUCUUGUCAAA